UGGAAACAAAAUCAUAAAAAUUUUAAUUUCUCGCCAUCUCCUGCUCCUCCCGUUUGGUUGGCUCCGGUCCGUUCAAUGGCUUUGGACGGCGAUAUAGACCGAAUACUUUUCACUGAAGAACAAAUUUCAAAGCGAGUCUCCGAGCUCGCCUCUCUGAUCUCCGACGACUUCGCCGCCACCGCAGACUCUCCGUCGCCUCCGGUGGUCAUCGGUGUCGCCACUGGCGCAUUCCUCUUCCUGGCUGACCUCGUCAGAAAGGUCAAAGUGCCUCUUUACGUCGACUUCAUUCGAGCCGAGUCAUACGGCUGUGGAACCAAAUCGAAUGGAGCUCCGAGAAUUUCGCUCGCCUUGAAGGUCGAUGUCCAGGACAAGCACGUAAUUGUGGUCGAGGACAUUGUGGAUACAGGAAACACUUUAGCCUCUCUGAUAUCUCUUCUGAAAUCCAAAGGAGCUUCCAGCAUAUCUGUGUGUACUCUACUUGAUAAACCAGCAAGGCGAAAGGUUGAUUUUCAGCUUGUGGGUGAAGGAAAAUUUUAUUGUGGCUUUGAGUGUCCAGAUCAUUUUGUGGUGGGGUAUGGGCUGGAUUUCGCUGAACUAUACAGGAACUUGCCUUACGUUGGCGUCUUGAAGCCUGAAAUAUACAAGUGAUUUGAGUGAUCCCGGUACAAAUACAAACCCAGGAUUAUAUUUAAGGGUGAGAAAAGGAAUUAUAGGAUGGAUAUGUUGAGCAGUUUAGCUUUUAUAUAUUUACGACUUGCAAUUCAUGUUUGAGAAUUGCUUUCUGAGUCUUUCUUGGUCUUUACCCCGCUAACAGUAGCAUAAAUAAAGAACAUUACUUCUCUACCAUCGUAGACUAUUUGCCAAGCUAGAGUUGAGAUGGAAAGGUGUGUGUUUUAGAAAUAGAUCAAUGACAUGUAGUCUACAGAGUCUUUCGAAUUGGUAGGUCAAUUGUAUGAAGUCAGCAAUUCAUUUUAACAGUCACAAUUAUCAAUUUGGACUAGUUUAUAGGAUCAAA
Messenger RNA from Diospyros lotus (date-plum), 1015 nucleotides. RefSeq lists its product as uncharacterized. Gene Ontology annotation, biological process: hypoxanthine metabolic process; purine ribonucleoside salvage; IMP salvage. The record is from RefSeq and is a predicted model, not a curated record. Lineage: Eukaryota; Viridiplantae; Streptophyta; Magnoliopsida; Ericales; Ebenaceae. Bases 76 to 648 code for a protein of 190 amino acids. The transcript has 3 exons. Gene Ontology annotation, molecular function: hypoxanthine phosphoribosyltransferase activity; magnesium ion binding.